GUUGAACCAACACUGAAACAAGAUAUGCUGAAUUACGGAAGUCUUGGCCAAACGUGGGAUACUGAUGGGAAGGAUAUCCUAGUACGGCCGAUCAAGUGACAAGCUUAUAGCAGAUACCAUAUCCACGAAAGUGACUUUGCUAAGAUAUCGAUUAAUGAAGCAAUAUCUGCAAUGAGAAAUGAAAAUGAAGAAAUUUGCAAUACUUUUCUGUAUAUUAUGCUGGACCAGACUUUCUAUGUCAGAAAAAUGUGUGACAAGUUCAUUCAAUUUCCUUGGACCUGACUCCUACAUAAAUUAUCUUGGUACCUUGCCAAGACUCGUGGAAUUUUCUUCUUGUCAAUAUGUGCAAAGAAAUUCCAUCGGUCACGUAAUUGGAGUAUUACGAAGUUAUUCAACAGAAAAGAAUCCAAAGGCGAUGUUACAGUUUGGGAAAAUGACCGAAACCGGUGCAGAAAUGCAUAUCCAUCUCCUUGGAAACGAGAAAAUAAUCAAAGAAGCUAGACGUGGAAAGCCUUAUUCAGAAAUGCUUUGGUGCGUUGUAAUAGACACAAGAGAAAAAACUCAAACGGUAUUUUUGGAUGGAAGACAAAUAAGCGUAAUUCACUUCAAAAAAUUGGAUCCGAUACCAGGUGGUGGUGAACUAUUGCUCGGAAAAUCCAGAGACAAAACUCUCCCAGGAUAUCAGGGUUCUAUGAGAAAUAUCAUGAUGUGGGCGAGAAAACUCACGUCAAAUGAAAUUCGUAUUAUUUACAAAUCAGGUUUCUGUCCUGAUGAUGCUAUUAUUAAGAUGCAUCGCGGAAAUGUUCAACUUCAUGGCUCUUUCGGUGCAGAAAAACAAGAAUGUACACCCUCUUCUCAUUAUUUCCCCGGAACAGGCGGGUAUCUUCAAUAUAAGGGUACAUUGCCAGACUUAACGAAUUUCACCAUGUGUCAAUAUAUGGGAACGAAUUCAGACGGUCAUACCAAUGGUGUGUUGCGAGGUUACUCUACCACAUCAAACAAAAAUGCAAUGCUUUUUUAUGGCAAAAAAACCUCAAACAGAAACAUCAUAGAUGUACAUAUGGGAGGAAAAAUUCAAAGUUUCCUAAUCCCGUUGUCAUUGCCACGCAACAAAGAGAUAUUUGCCUGUCAAAAUUUCGAUAUGGUAUCAAAAAAAGCCCGGUUAUACAUGAGUGGAAUGGCAAUAUUUACAAAAAAGUUCGACAUUCAGCCACCAGUUCCUGGCGGAGGGAUAUUAUUUAUAGGCAACUCGCCUGAUACCAAUCUACCUGGGUGCCGAGGCAAAGUGAAAAAUUUCAUGAUAUGGAAAAGAAGACUAGAAGACAGCGAAAUAGCAGACAUGUUCAAGUCAAAUCUUUGUCCCGGAGACGCUAUUGUUACUAUCCACCCUGGAAGCGUUGAAAAACACGGAGAUGUGAUCCAGUAUGGAAGUAAGAAUGAAAACUAA
Molecule: messenger RNA, 1447 nt
Organism: Styela clava
Lineage: Eukaryota; Metazoa; Chordata; Ascidiacea; Stolidobranchia; Styelidae
Source: RefSeq, a predicted model, not a curated record